Messenger RNA from Menidia menidia (Atlantic silverside), 2334 nucleotides. The record is from the annotation of a GenBank genome assembly. NCBI's taxonomy places the organism in Eukaryota, Metazoa, Chordata, Actinopteri, Atheriniformes, Atherinopsidae.
AUGCGAGGAAUGCACGCUGACGUCACUGGACGUACUGAGGCUUCAGUCACAUGGCUAGAUGCUGCCCCGUUCGGACUGGGACCACAAGAGAGGCCCACGAGGAUCACAGGACCUGGCUCGGUGCUCGGUCUGAGAGGCGAGUUGGGUUAUACCAUGAGUGAGGGCGAGGAGGCUUAUUUCUCACUCCUCAUUCUCUUUGGCAAUUCGCAGUCUUCAGGCACGACUGUUAUGGUGGACAUAGCAGUCAUGGGAGAGGCUCACGGACUGAUCACAGACCUGCUAGCUGACCCCUCGCUGCCACCCAACACCUGCACUUCACUGCGGGCCGUGAGUAACCUGCUCACCACCCAGCUCACCUUCCAGCCGCUGCACCGACCACGCCCCACCUCCCUGCUCAACCCCAGCGAUGCUUACACCUGCUCCGACUCGGAGGAGGGACCAGAGAAAGGAGAGAAGACGUCCAUACCUAAGCGUCUGAGGAGGAGUCUCCAUCCUGCCCUUCUCAGGAGGAUCUCCUCCACAUGGACCACCACCACCUCUGCGACCGGACUGCCCACCAUAGAGCCCGGACCCGUCCGGAGAGACCGCAGCGCCAGCAUCAAGCCCUUCCACGACACACUCACCUGCAGUUGUGGGAGACCAUACAUCAGACUGAACCAUGGUGAGGGCUCAAUAGACAAGGGAGACAGGAUACCACGAUCAGAGGACCAAGUUGUUGUAUCAUCAGACUAUGACAGCACCCACGAAGCCAACCACAGUGACAGCAGUGAUGUAGCACACACAGAGGAGGACACGGACGAAGGGAAAAAAGCCUCCCAGAGUGUCAUGCUGCAUGCAUUAAUGCCUCCCGAGGUCCAACCAAUUCUGGCACCGGAGCCGUUAAUAAUGGAGGACCUGGAGCCUCUAAUGAGUCAGCUUAACAAUUGGAACUUCCCCAUCUUCACCUUGAUGGAGAAGACGAAUGGGAAGUGUGGACGGAUCCUCAGUCAGGUAUCUUACAGGCUUUUUGAAGACACUGGCCUGUUUGAGACGUUUAAGAUCCCGGUAAAAGAAUUCAUGAACUACUUCCAUGCCCUCGAGAAUGGUUACAGAGACAUACCAUAUCACAACAGGGUCCAUGCUACCGACGUACUUCAUGCGGUUUGGUACCUCACCACGCAGGCUAUUCCCGGUCUGCCCAGCCUCAUGACUGACCACGGCUCUGCCAGUGACUCAGAUUCCGACAGCGGAAUAACACACAGUCAUAUGGGCUUCCUGGUUUCAAAGACCUACACUGUGUCGGAGGAUGGUUACGGCUGCCUGUCAGGCCUCAUACCUGCUCUGGAGCUGAUGGCCCUUUACGUGGCCGCUGCAAUGCACGACUACGAUCACCCCGGGCGGACAAACGCUUUCCUCGUGGCCACCAGCGCCCCACAGGCAGUGCUCUAUAAUGACCGCUCGGUUCUGGAGAACCACCACGCAGCUUCAGCCUGGAACCUCUUCAUGUCACAGCCAGAGUACAACUUCCUUGUAAACCUCGAUCAUGUGGAGUUCAAACGAUUCCGCUUUCUGGUUAUCGAGGCCAUACUGGCCACGGACCUGAAAAAGCACUUUGACUUCCUUGCUGAGUUCAAUGCAAAGGUUGGUGAUGAUCCAACAACAGGCAUCGACUGGUCGAAUGAAAACGACAGGUUGUUGGUCUGCCAGAUGUGCAUCAAACUGGCAGACAUCAACGGGCCUCUGAAGUGCAAGGAGCUACAUCUGCAGUGGACGGAGGGCAUUGUUAACGAGUUCUAUGAACAGGGGGAUGAGGAGUCCAGUCUGGGCCUUCCUGUGAGCCCCUUCAUGGACCGGGCAGCACCGCAGCUGGCCAAACUCCAGGAAUCCUUCAUCACACACAUUGUUGGACCGCUGUGUAACUCCUACGACUCAGCCAGCCUGAUACCCGGACGAUGGGUGGAGCCGAACCCAGAAGAAGAAGAAGACCCAGAGAUGACAGAGAACGAGGAAGAGGAGGAAGAGGAGGAGGAGGAUACCGUAGAGGAGGAUGCAUCCACCAGCUCAGAAGCAUCACAGAAAGCAACUCCCAAGAAAAGAGGGAAAGUAUUCCGCCAGAUCACCCAGCACUUGCUGGAGAACCACGAGAUGUGGAAGAAGGUGAUCGAAGAGGAGGCCAAGAAUACUGCUGGUCAAGGGGCAGAAUCUGUACAUUUAAACAAUGUAGCUGAACCGAUCCUGGCUAUUGAUGAGGAAGAGGAGGAUUCGGGCAGCAGAGAGGAGCAGGUAGCAGGAGAGCAUCCAGAGGAUGAAGACUGUAAACCCCCUGAGGAGCUAGAUGAAGGGGACCCCCAGUGA